AUGACUUUUUGUCAAAAAUUCGAACGUCGUGCUGAGUUUCGAAAGCUAACUGAGAUUUUGCGCCUUCAUCUUGCUCAAAUCCAAAGACAUCAACACUUACAACAUGCGGUCAAACUUUCGGCGCCGGAAUCGCUCAUAAUGAUGCAAGAGACACGUCUUUUACAACUUGAUACGGCGAUUCGAAUGGAACUCUGGCAAGAGGCGUACAAAUCAGCAGAAGAUGCGCAUGGAAUUAUGCAGCUUUCAAAAGACAAGGAUCGACGUAUUGUGAAACCAAGCAGCUACGUGAAUUAUUAUGAGAAACUGGCGCUGAUUUACUGGAAAGCGGACAAUCAAUUGUUUCAUGCUGCGGCCUUACUACAGAAGUUCGUGAUCCACAAGGAUAUGAAACGGACGUUCGCCUAUGAAGAUGCUCAAGAACAAGCCACCAGGGUGCUCCUUGCUGCUCUAUCAAUUCCCGAAGGAGCUGCUUUGCCAAGUGAUCUUACUCGAAUGCUUGACAUUGAAACACAACAUGGAGCCAACGUUCGAGUACUGACUAACCUGCUAAGGCUACCAAUUACUCCGACUCGAGAUGGAAUUCUUCGAGAAGCGGCUCGACAAGGAAUUUUUGAAUUGGCCAGCAACGAGGCUCAAGCCCUUUACAAACUGAUGGAGGAGAGUUUCAAGCCGAAUUUUCUCGUGAAGCUUGCUGAAGUGGAGUUGGGUAGAAUCGUCGAAAAGAAAUGCCAUGAUCAAUAUGUUGAAUCGCUCCGAAGCGCUUUUGCCACCAAAGCUUUAAGUCAGAUUUCCCUCAUUUAUGAGUCUGUGUCGUGGACUCGCCUGCGUGCCGUGCUUCCAUACUUUAAUGAUUUGCAACUUGAAUAUUUUUUGGCGGAUGCAGGAAAGCGGCGUUUCAUCAAGGCAAACAUUGAUCAUCAAGCGAAUUGCGUCAAGUUUGGAAGUUAUGAUGAGGCGACUUUGGCUGAGAAUGUCGAUCUGGAAGACGCUCGUGGUUUUACUGGGGACAGCACACAACUCGGCAUUGAUGGUGUUCGUUCUCAUCUACAAUUGAUGCAUCACAAGUUGCAAAAGAUGGUCGAGCAUCUGGACGGUGAGGAACGACGAGUAAAGAUUGUCGGCCAAAUCAAGAAAUGCGCGGGUGUCUACCUUAUGCAUAAAAGCGGCGACUAUGAAAGGAUUCAACAACGAAAACGCAAGAUCGAGAUGUAUAAAGUGGAAAGGGAGAAAAGGGCGAAACUAAUUCUCGAGCAAGUGCUCACUGAGCGCAACACUUUUGAGGAACAGAAGCGCGCUGAAGAGCAAAUACAUUUGGUCAAGUUAGGCAAGGAACACGAGCUUUUGCGUCAAAAGAAUGCAAAACGAGAGGUUGAAGACAAAAUUCGUGCGGACAAGAUGCAAAGGCUGCGUUCUAGCGUGAUGUAUCAAGAGAUUCUCAAGGAGUACACUGAAGAACAAUUGUUGUUGAUUGAUCCUGAAGAGAUUGUUUGCGAGCAGAGGGAACGAAUUGAUCAACAACGACAGAAACAACAACAACGGUUGCAACAACAGUGGAAGAACUUUGAUCAUAUGGCUCGUUCUUUCCAUCUUGAAGACGCAAAAGAGUAUCGAGCUGUGGAGGAAGUAAGGCGCACUAGAAUGCCAAAAUUGUUUGAUGGUUAUGAGGAACGUCGUGUUGCCGCCGCUAUAGCCGAUCACGAAAACGCCGUUAAGUUCUGGACUCAAUCACAGAUGAUUGCUGAAGAUGCAAAUGAUUGGGCUUGUUCAGUGAAAGAUGGCCAUGCCGAGGAUUUCAAGACAAAGAUGAUGGAGUAUCGUGAAAAGUUGGAAGCUGUUCGCAACGAUCGUCUUGCGGCACGUGCAGCUAAAAGGCGUCUCGCACGCGUGCAAGAAUGGGAAGAUAAAAAAGCUGAAGCUGAGAAGGCACGUCUAAAGGCUGAAGAGGAGGCAAGGAAAAAGAAAUACGAAGAUGAAUGCAGGGAACGGCGUGAACAACGCAUGCAAGAGCGUCAACAAGCAAUGACCGACACUUCACGAGCUAUGGCUGAUAGCAAUUGGAGAGGACCCGCUCAGCGUCCAACCCCUCGACCAGAAAUGGUCCGAAAGGAAUGUUUUGAUACACAACGACAGGGGCCUUCUGAAGCUGAUAAGGCGGAAACAUGGCGCACUAAGCCCGAUGCUCCAACUCAUCAUGCCAUACCUGUAGCUCGUUCUGAUGCCGAGAAGAUGGGGUCGUGGCGCGAUGGUCUCAAGCCGGCUCCAACUCAUGGUCAAUCUGUAUCUCGUUCAACAGUUUCCGAGGCUGAUAAGGGUGCAUGGUCUCGCCAAAAGCCGCAUUUGUCUAGUUCCACUUCUGAUGCAAAGUCGUCCGCUGCAGAUGCUGCUGCUUCCUGGCGCAAACCAAUUGCUAUUCUGAAGCGUGGUGAUUCUGUUAACACACAUUCUGACUCAAAGGAACAAGCUCAAGGCGGAAACAACCCCGUAGAUGCCACUGAGAACAAAGACCGAGAGUUUGGAAAGAAAGAUGAGAAUGCUGCACCUUCUGGGAAAUAUGUUGCUCCGGGAAUGAAGGAAAAACUUCCUCAGCUUUCUAUCUUGGCUGAAAAAACGAACAAACCAAUUGAUGCAAAAGAUGAAGAGGAAGAAGAGGAAGGAAACGACUGGAACGUCGUUGGCGGAAAUAAGAAAAAAACUAAUAUACUCGCUAAGUCUUCACAGCCUGCAUCGGGAUCGGGUAGUGUUCAUAAAACGGUUCCUCGUCAGAAUUUCAAUCGUGGUCCUUGG
Molecule: messenger RNA, 2784 nt
Organism: Mesorhabditis belari
Lineage: Eukaryota; Metazoa; Nematoda; Chromadorea; Rhabditida; Rhabditidae
Source: the annotation of a GenBank genome assembly